Molecule: messenger RNA, 1822 nt
Organism: Gekko japonicus
Lineage: Eukaryota; Metazoa; Chordata; Lepidosauria; Squamata; Gekkonidae
Product: phosphatidylethanolamine-binding protein 4-like
Exons: 4
Coding region: 1-369 (122 amino acids)
Source: RefSeq, a predicted model, not a curated record
AUGGAAGAAGAACCAGACGGAAGAGGCUCUGCAGAGAACCUGAAAGAGAUGGACGGAGCCCCAGCAGGAGCAGAAGGAGGCACGGCCAGAGAUACGUAUGAUCUGCGGCUAAGAGGAGCUGACCUGAAGACUGGGAAAGUGCAAGGCCGUGUCUUAACAGACUACAUCCGACCUACUCCACCAUCUCAUAGUGGAUACCACCGCUAUCAGUUCCAUAUCUAUGAACAGCCUGAAUAUGAAGCCAUAGCCUUAAGCACAGAAGAAGCAGCAUCUUCAGGUUCCUGGAACAUGGAGAGCUUUGUGGAUCGUUUUCAGCUGGGAGCACCUGUGGCUUCAACCCAUUUCCUCACUGAGCACUACGGAGACUAGCAGCGGCAAUAAAGUCCUCUGCUAUGAAACACUUUGGCUUGCAUCCUCUCCACCACCAAUCGUCUCUCUUCAUUCAGCACUAACUUGCCACUUCAGAAAGCUGCAUAUUGCUCACUUUGAUUUACACUCCGUAAGAUUCUAGCUUCUUUUUGCAAAACUGCCCCAUGGUGUGAAGAAGAUGGUGUCGGCAGCUCUAGCUGUCCAGAAAUUCAACAGCUCAUAAUUGCUGUAUAGGCCUAAAUGUGUGCCUCAAAUUCUUUUCCUAUUAACAUAGAUGCAUGAAGACAACAGUCCCACCACACGUGUGUAACGUACAUUCUAACAUGCGCACCCUCUCCCCUGUACCAGCUAAAAUUGCCAGGGAUGGGUCUUCUCCUAAAAUUAUAACUGCAAAAUUUCCACUUUACUGUGGUAAAGUUGCUCACAUCAAAGACUGUGUCGCUCGAAAAUGCUAUUUGUACAUAUUCCUCGCAAGCUACAUGUUAUACAGAUCCCGUGACAGUAUUCUCUUGAAACGGAAAAAGCAGCCUUAGAGGACUGGGGGACCGGUGAACUAGAUCAGGGCCACAGCACCAAGGGCAGAAGGGGUUAACCCUUCUCCAUGCAUUGUUUCUUCAGUAAAAGCAUGUGGCUGUGUAUGAAAGGGUAUGUGUGAUGUUAAUGGUGGACUGAUGCAAGAAGAAAGAAAGGAUUAAGCUUCCUCCUGUCCACUAUCACCACAGCCCUGAUCCAACUGACCCUCCCUUCCCUCUUUCCCCAUAUUUUUCUGGUCUUGGGGGGGGGGGCGGAGUUGAGAGCUCCAUACUGCAAUCCUAUGCAGAGUUAGUCUAAGGCCAUUGAACCUAAGAAGUGUAGACUGGAGUAUCUUUGCACAGGAUUGUACUGUCAGUCACAGAUCUCCCACAUGUGUAACUUAACCCUCAUUGUACUAAAAUAGUAAUAGUUGGACUUGGUGAAACUGAUUAAGUCAAAAGAGGAAAUAGUCCAGAGCAGCCUGUAGAACAUCACAGUAGACAUGGGGAGUGAAGUAUAACGGGGAGUAGAGACUUGAAGGUCUUCCAGAUCUACCAUAGCAGCCCUGCCAAAAUUUCAGGCAUGCCUAGUCUUGCAUAUCCCAUACAAUGGUACCGUUGAAAAGACUGAGGCUUCAUCAGGGCUGCACCCCUGCUGUCCAGGAGCCUCACAACUUACUUUCGGGAUUCCAAUAGUACCGAACUGCCCAUCUCUGCUGUCUUACCUGGCACUUCCCUUCCUCGUGUCCUUUCCCAGCAUAACGAACUGUAGCUCUUGCUAUUUGUGCAUGCAUGCUUUCCUCCUUUAAACAAACAGCUGUUAUAUAUCUUAGCAGCCACAUUAAAAAAAAGAAGACAAUAGCAUUCUACUGCGGUUUCCUCUAUUUCUUACACUGCAGGGUUAGAAAAUAAACUACUUCUUGCUGAACCUGGCAGGAUUA